AAGCUCUAGGUAUUUUCUUGUGGGCAUGUGGGGGUCCACAAUCAUUUAGGCAGAUAAGGAAUAAGUUUGGUCACUCCUUGGAAACUAUUAGUCGCAAGUAUAGUGAAGUACUUAAUGCACUAUAUAAGAUGUCAUCUGACGUAAUCAAGCCCAAAGACCCAAAUUUCAUAGAGAUUCAUCCUCGUUUGCGAGAGGGGAGAUUUUGGCCCCACUUCAAGGAUUGCAUAGGAGCAAUUGAUGGUAGUCACUUUCCAGCGUCUGUCCCGGCCUCGGAGCAAGCCAAAUAUAUUGGUCGGCACGGUUACGCAUCACAGAAUGUAAUGGCCGUUUGUGACUUCGAUAUGAGGUUCACAUUUGUUGUCACAGGUUGGCCAGGUUCAGUACAUGACACUAGAGUAUUACAAGAUACUUUGAUAACUUAUGCGGACAGGUUCCCCCAUCCACCAGAAGGUAAAUACUAUCUUGUGGAUUCAGGUUAUCCAAAUAGAAAGGGGUACCUUGCACCUUAUAAGGGUCAGAAGUACCACAUUUCAGAAUGGCAAAAUGCGAGGCAACCUAUUGGGAGCAAAGAAGUAUUCAACUAUGCACACUCGUCGCUACACAAUGUUAUAGAGCGAUCUUUUGGUGUGCUUAAAAUGAAGUGGAGAAUUCUGUUAAGUCUCCCUUCAUUUUCGCUUAAGAAACAAUCCAAGAUAAUUAUUGCAUGUAUGACAUUGCAUAACUUCAUUAGAGACAGUGCUCUACACGAUAGAGACUUUGAUGAACUAGGACCUAAUAGCCUUGGUCAUGAUGUAUCUGUAGGUGAGAGUAGUAGUAGCACAUCUGAUGAGUUAGACAUGAGUGCAUUUCGAGAUGGAAUUGCUAAUGCAUUAGUGUCGUAGUUAAAUAUGUAAAUGUAACGGUAGUUAUGUUGUAAUGAACUCCACUAAUUAUAUGUAAUGACCUUUUGUUGGUUCGGUGUUAA
Zea mays is the source of this 964-nucleotide messenger RNA. Its product is annotated as protein ALP1-like. NCBI's taxonomy places the organism in Eukaryota, Viridiplantae, Streptophyta, Magnoliopsida, Poales, Poaceae. The record is from RefSeq and is a predicted model, not a curated record. Bases 129 to 881 code for a protein of 250 amino acids. The transcript has 2 exons.